CCUGACGCUUCAUCAAACAGAGAACUCCAAUAUUAGACUUCUGAUACCUAAUCUCCCUCAUUUUUCUCUCUCUUCACAAUUCAUAAUUAUCAUCAAAAUACUCUCGAGAAGUUCACAUUACCAAAUCUUAAUAUUCAUUUAGUUUCUCACAGACAUUUAAUGAGAGGAGACUUCAAGCAAGUCAUCAUCCUAAUACAUAAGUGAUUAAAACCAAGAAAAGUAAUGAAUUAUCAAGAUCUUAUCUCACUUGAUGAGUGUGAGAAAAUUGUAAAGGCUUCAAAUAAAAGUGAUGAUGUGGAAAUCGUUAGCUAUCAUAUAUCGCAAUUUGGUGAUGGCUUUUCUGGCUUUUUAGGUGAAUAUUUUAUUCUUCUCAUCAAGUAUCAAUGUGGAAAUGGAUUGAAUAAUGAGCUGAAGGAAGGAAGCUUUUUCAUUAAGUCAUUGCCAACGAGUAAUGAAGAGAAACGUCGAAUUCUUACUCAAUGGGGAAUCUUUAGAAAGGAAGUGAUGAUUUUCGAGCAUUUAAUACCGAAACUUGUGAAAUAUUCAUCAAAAAAAUGGAGUCCACAUUGUUAUCUAGCACGUGACGACAUAAUGGUAUUCGAAAACCUUGAGCUCGCCGAUUACCGAACACUGCCACGACACAUUGAUCCAAGCAUCAAUCAUAUUAAAAUGGCUUUACGUACGUUGGCAUUAUUUCAAGCAUCAAGUAUUAUUUACGAGCGUCUUGAAUUACGACCGAACGGUGAAAUGUCAAUUGGGGAUGCGUAUAAGGAUAUGUUAUUUGAAACAUCAUAUAGCGAUGAUAAUCCGUGGUGCAUGACCAGUAUGAGGGCGGUAAAAACUGUCGCUCUUCACUAUACAAAAUAUGGCAUCGGAUCGAGUUUCGAGAAUGCGAUUCAAAUGGAAUUUAUGAUAAGAGCAAAGAAAAUAUUUGAGAUUCUCGACAGUCCCAUGCCUAAAAUACCGUACGUCCUUUGUCAUCGUGACUUAUGGCGCAAUAAUUUAAUGUAUCGUUUUGACAAUAAUGACUUUAAUGUGCCAUUGGACUGUAUUUUGAUUGACUUUCAAAUAGCUCGUUACUAUCCACUUGCACUCGAUGUAAUAAUUUGCAUUAUGCUUCCAUCAAUUGAAAUAACAUCCACGAAUAUUGAUGAAUGCAUAAAAUUUUAUUAUGAUCAAUUGUCAUGCGAAUUGAUGCAACACAAUGUGAAUAUUGAGAAUCUAAUGUCGCUACAUGAUUUCGAGGAUGCUUGCGAGAAAUUUAAAUUGAUGCCAUUGCUAAUGCAACCGAUGUUUUGUAGUCUAGCAAAUUUGCCUGUGGAAUACAUUCCAAAUUUAUUGAAAACUGACGAGGAGAAAUAUGUGAUGUUAAGUCAUAAAGAUCGUGACCCGGUGAUUUUUGAAUUUAUGGACACGGAUGAAUAUUACCGAAGCACAAUGGUCAAAACCACUGAGAGAUUGAUUGAGUAUUUAUUUGCUGAUGAAAUAGGAAAUUUAAACAGGAUGUUAAAGUGAAUUUGAACGUUUAUUAAAUAGUUUAAAUUUACAGUUCAAUUUUUAGUGCAUUUUUCUUAGGAAUGAAUGCGUUUAUGGGUCCACUUUGGCUGUCUGACUUUCUCGAGUUUUGGGAUUGAAAGCACUUGGAGAUUUCUGAUUUUCUUGCAAUAGACAUAAUUUACAUGCUAAUUUGUAGAUUUGCAGAUUUCUUGUUGUUUUUCUAAAAUCACUUUAGUUAAAAUAAGGGACCGUUCACUUAUGACGUCCAGAUGAGGGGGGGGGGGGGGGCUCAACGAGAAAAUAAUAAAUGACCGUUAAUUUCGAACGUCAUAAGUAAAUGUUCUUUCUUUUUGCAAUGAUAAAACUUAUUUUUACAUAACAUAACAAUAAAUUUUAAAUUUUCAAACACCGUUAAAUGCACUUAGUUCCUCCGUUUACUAUAAUGCAGCUGGGUAAAUCCGCGGACAAUAAAAAGCUUCAAAUUUUUGUUUUUCUCAAAUUUCUCUUCUAUUUGGUUAUUUAAGUGAUAUUUUAAUACCAAAACAUGCGUAUUUCCGACAAAUGUACAACUUUCGAUAACUUUGGCAUGAAAUAAAUCAUUAAUUAAAGAGAUAUUUUGAUUUUUCUGGCGUCAAUCUCUCCUGCAAUCGAAAUUAAUUUUCAGAAAAAAGCAAAAAUUUUCUUAAUUAUAAAUCUAGACAGCACCAGACUUGUUUUAUAGCAUUUCAAAUUUAAUUUUCUAUCAUAUUCUUUUAUCAGGUGUUAAAAAAAGUCACUUAAUUAAGAGAAAUUAAAGAAAAAAGCGUCAAUCUCUCCUGCAAGAACACUUUGUUGCAAAACAUCAGUUUAGAAUAUUUUUUCGUAACACACUAUAAAUUUUGAAAAGUUAUAAAACGUUAAGAUCAUAAUUAAUUGAAAUAUCUAAAUUAUGCAGUGACUUACAGCUUGAAUAAAGCUUUAUUAAC
This is a messenger RNA of Chironomus riparius, 2462 nucleotides long. The record is from the annotation of a GenBank genome assembly. Lineage: Eukaryota; Metazoa; Arthropoda; Insecta; Diptera; Chironomidae.